GACUGUGGCCUCCGCGCGCCGGGACGCAGGGCUCCGCGCUCCGCACCCAGCGCCGCCCGAGCCGCCGCUCGCGCUCGCCGACCCAGCGGAGCUCCGAGGGCGGCCACGCGGGCCCGAGGCCGGCCCCGAAAGCCCGGGAGGGCGGCCGCGCCGCGGGGCCGCCGGCGACGCUUGUGCAGAGCGGAUGCGCGCGGGCGACCGCCCCUGAAGCCCGGCCGAGUCUAGGAGGGACGGAUCGGAGCCCAGAGGGGCCCGACUGGGAGCAUGGACCGAGACCCGCGGGCGGCGUCGGGCCCUGCCCUGCGACGGUGGCUGCUGCUGGGGACCGUGAUGGUGGGGCUCCUGGCGCAGAGCGUCCUGGCGGGGGUGAAGAAGUUAGACGUGCCCUGUGGAGGCAGAGACUGCAGCGGGGGCUGCCAGUGCUACCCCGAGAAAGGAGGCCGGGGCCAGCCAGGGCCAGUGGGCCCCCAAGGAUACACCGGGCCCCCCGGGUUACAAGGAUUCCCAGGACUGCAGGGCCGCAAAGGUGACAAGGGCGAGAGGGGGGCUCCCGGGAUCACAGGACCGAAAGGAGACGUGGGAGCAAGAGGCGUCUCUGGAUUCCCGGGGGCCGAUGGAAUUCCCGGACAUCCUGGGCAAGGCGGGCCCAGAGGACGGCCUGGCAGUGACGGCUGCAAUGGGACUGUGGGCGACACGGGCUACGCGGGACCUGUCGGCCCUGACGGCUUCCUCGGGCCUCCCGGACCCCAAGGACCCAAAGGGCAGAAAGGCGAGCCCUACGCUCUGUCUCGCGAGGACCGCGACAAGUACAGGGGGGAACCUGGCGAGCCCGGACUGGUCGGUUUCCAGGGGCCUCCUGGCCGCCCUGGGCCUGUGGGGCAGAUGGGUCCGGUUGGAGCUCCAGGAAGACCGGGACCUCCGGGACCCCCUGGACCAAAAGGCCAGCCGGGCAACAGAGGACUUGGUUUUUACGGAGAAAAAGGUGAAAAGGGUGACGUGGGACAGCCAGGACCCAAUGGGAUCCCAUCAGACAACCAUCACCCCAUCAUAGGACCCACCAGGGAAACCAUCUACCUGGAUCAGUAUAAGGGCGAAAAAGGAAGCGAGGGGGAACCCGGAAGAAAGGGCAUUUCCUUGAAGGGAGAAGAAGGAAUCAUGGGCUUUUCCGGAUCGCGGGGUGUCCCAGGCUUCGAUGGUGAAAAAGGUUCCCCAGGACAGAAAGGAAGCAGAGGCCUGGACGGCUACGAAGGCCCUGACGGAUACCCAGGACCCAAGGGAGAAAGGGGUGACCCAGGCCCACCAGGAGCGCCAGCCUACUCCCCACAUCCAUCUCUGGCCAAAGGUGCCAGAGGUGAGCCCGGAUUCCCAGGAGCCCUCGGGGAGCCAGGAGCCCGGGGGGAGCCCGGAGACCCCGGCCCACCAGGCCUGCCUGGCACGUCCGUCAGAGAUGAAGAUGAGAAGAGAGGCCUGCCCGGCGAGAUGGGCCCCAAAGGCUACGCGGGAGAGCCGGGCGCCCCCGCGCUGUACCCCGGCCCACCAGGAGCCGACGGAAAGCCGGGCCUCCGCGGUCCCCCGGGACCCCCUGGACCCCCUGGACCAGACGAUUUCCUGUUCGGCCUCAAAGGCGCCAAAGGCAGCAUGGGCUACCCUGGGCCUUCCGGUUUCCCGGGGGCUCGCGGCCAGAAAGGUUGGAAAGGUGACGCCGGCGACUGUAAAUGCGCAGAGGAUGACCAAUUCGUCGGGGGUCUCCCCGGGCCGCCAGGACCCAAGGGCUUUCCAGGCAUCAACGGGGAGCCGGGGCGGAAAGGGAGCCAAGGCGACCCGGGCCAGCACGGCAUUCCUGGAUUCCCAGGCUUCAAGGGAGCCCCCGGUGACGCUGGGCCCCCCGGGCCCAAAGGAAUGAAGGGCGAUUCCAGAACAAUCACCACCAAAGGUGAGCGAGGCCAGCCAGGUGUCCCAGGUGUGCCUGGCCUGAGAGGGGACGACGGUGCCCCAGGGCGUGACGGACUCGACGGCUUCCCAGGCCUUCCUGGCCCUCCCGGCGAUGGCAUCAAAGGCCCCCCAGGGGACGCGGGCCACCCAGGAGUGCCCGGCACGAAGGGCCUUGCAGGAGAUCGGGGCCCCCCAGGACUGGGCCUGCCUGGCCCCAAAGGCGAGCGUGGUUUCCCCGGAGACGACGGAUUACCUGGGCCGCCAGGCUUCCCCGGGCCUCCUGGCCCCCCAGGCCCCCCUGGACAGAUAGAUUGUGACUCAGGUGUGAAGCGGCCCAUCGGAGCAGACGGACAGGAAGUCAUCCAGCCAGGCUGUGUCGGAGGGCCCAAGGGAUCGCCAGGCCAGCCGGGCCCCCCCGGCCCCCCAGGUGCCAAGGGCCUCAGAGGGAUCCCAGGGCCGUCGGGAGCUGAUGGAGCCCCAGGGCUGAAGGGAUUCCCGGGAGAUCCAGGUCGCGAGGGAUUCCCAGGACCCCCAGGGUUUGUGGGGCCCCGAGGAUCCAAAGGUGCAGUGGGCCCCCCCGGCCUGGACGGACUCCCAGGCCCCUCCGGCCUGCCAGGGCCAGUCGGACCCCCAGGGGACAAGGGCCUUCCUGGAGAAGUCCUGGGGGCCCAGCCGGGUUCCCGGGGAGACCCCGGACUGCCUGGACACCCCGGGCUGAAGGGCCCCCCAGGAGAGAGAGGAGCGCCUGGAUUCAGAGGAAGCGAGGGGAUGCCAGGAAUGCCAGGCCUCAAGGGGCAGCCGGGCUUCCCAGGACCUUCGGGCCAGCCGGGCCUGCCCGGGCCGCCAGGACAGCACGGCUUCCCAGGAGCUCCGGGCCGGGAAGGGCCCUUGGGGCCGCCGGGCGCCCCAGGCUUUGGAGGUCUGCCUGGAGACAGAGGGGACCCAGGUGACACAGGCGUCCCUGGCCCUGUGGGCAUGAAGGGCCUCUCCGGGGACAGAGGUGACCCUGGCCUGCUGGGCGAGAGAGGUCAUCCCGGAAGUCCUGGAUUUAAAGGAGUGGCCGGAAUGCCUGGUGCCCCGGGACCGAAAGGGACCAGAGGUUCUCCUGGGAUGCACGGCUUCCAAGGCAUGCUUGGGCUCAAGGGGAGCCCCGGGCUUCCGGGGAGCAAAGGAGAGGCCGGAUUCUUUGGCGUUCCAGGGCUGAAGGGCCUGCCUGGCGAGCCAGGCGUGAAAGGCAGCCGAGGGGACCCCGGCCUCCCAGGACCGCCUCCCACCAUCCUGCCAGGAAUGAAAGACAUCAAGGGAGAGAAAGGAGAUGAAGGCCCCAUGGGACUGAAAGGGUACCUGGGCUUGAAAGGUAUCCCUGGAAUGCCAGGCAUCCCGGGACUGUCAGGAGUCCCUGGGCUGCCAGGGAAGCCAGGCCACGUCAAAGGAGCCAAAGGAGACACCGGAGCCCCUGGUGUGCCCGGGUCACCGGGAUUCCCCGGGCUGCCCGGCCCCCCCGGAAUCAUCGGGUUCCCCGGCUUCACGGGCAGUAGGGGUGACAAGGGAUCCCCAGGGAGAGCAGGCCUUUACGGUGAGAUCGGAGCCACCGGUGAUUUCGGUGAUAUUGGAGACACUAUAGACUUGCCAGGAAGCCCAGGCCUGAAGGGGGAACGGGGCACCGCUGGAGUGCCAGGUCUGAAGGGGUUCUUUGGAGAGAAAGGCACCGUGGGCGACGUCGGCUUCCCGGGGAUCACAGGCCUGGCGGGAGUCCAAGGCCCUCCUGGACUUAAAGGGCAAACAGGCUUUCCGGGACUGACAGGCCUGCAGGGGCCUCAGGGAGACCCAGGCCGGGCUGGAGUGCCGGGCGCCAAAGGAGAACUCGGCUGGCCGGGGAAUGUGGGCUUACCAGGUCUGCCCGGCAUCCGAGGCAUCAGCGGAUUACACGGCUUGCCAGGCACCAAAGGCUUCCCAGGAUCCCCAGGUGCAGACGUCCACGGAGACCCCGGCUUCCCGGGGCCUGCCGGGGACAGGGGUGACCCAGGAGAGGCCAACACCCUUCCAGGCCCCGCCGGAGCCCCAGGACAGAAAGGGGAGCGCGGAGCCCCAGGGGAACGAGGCCCUGUCGGGAAUCCCGGACUUCAGGGCUUUCCAGGCAUCACCCCCCCUUCCAACGUCUCUGGGUUACCUGGUGACACAGGGGCUCCCGGGAUAUUCGGCCCGGAAGGUUACCGAGGCCCCCCGGGGCCGCCAGGGCCUGCUGCUCUUCCCGGAAGCAAAGGAGAUGAGGGGCUGCCAGGCAUCCCCGGAAACCCAGGGGGCAAGGGCUGGGUCGGGGACCCAGGGCCCCAGGGCCGACCCGGCGUGUUCGGGCUCCCGGGAGAAAAAGGGCCCAGAGGAGAGCAAGGAUUCAUGGGAAACACGGGUGCCACCGGGAGUGUCGGGGACCGAGGCCCCAAGGGACCCAAAGGAGACCGAGGACUCCCAGGUCCCCCCGGUGCUGUGGGGGCCCCAGGGAUUGUAGGGAUCCCCCAGAGGAUUGCUGUCCAGCGGGGGCCGGUGGGCCCGCAGGGAAGGAGAGGCCCCCCAGGGGCACAGGGGGAGAUGGGGCCGCAGGGCCCCCCCGGAGAGCCAGGUUUCCGAGGGGCGCCUGGCAAGGCAGGGCCCCAGGGAAGAGGCGGUGUGUCAGCCGUGCCCGGAUUCCGAGGGGACCAGGGGCCCGUAGGGCAGCAGGGGCCCGUGGGCCAGGAAGGUGAGCCAGGCCGCCCCGGGAGCCCCGGCCUGCCCGGCAUGCCCGGCCGCAGCGUCAGCAUCGGCUACCUGCUGGUGAAGCACAGCCAGACGGACCAGGAGCCCAUGUGCCCCGUGGGCAUGAACAAGCUCUGGAGUGGAUACAGCCUGCUGUACUUCGAGGGCCAAGAGAAGGCCCACAACCAGGACCUGGGGCUGGCGGGCUCCUGCCUGGCACGGUUCAGCACCAUGCCCUUCCUGUACUGUAACCCCGGCGACAUCUGCCACUACGCCAGCCGCAAUGACAAGUCCUACUGGCUCUCCACCACCGCCCCGCUGCCCAUGAUGCCCGUGGCCGAGGAGGAGAUCAGGCCCUACAUCAGCCGCUGCUCCGUGUGCGAGGCCCCGGCCGUGGCCAUUGCCGUCCACAGUCAAGACGUGUCCAUCCCCCACUGCCCGGCUGGGUGGCGGAGUCUGUGGAUCGGAUAUUCCUUCCUCAUGCACACGGCCGCGGGCGACGAAGGUGGCGGCCAGUCGCUGGUGUCGCCGGGCAGCUGCCUGGAGGACUUCCGCGCCACGCCGUUCAUCGAGUGCAACGGGGCGCGGGGCACCUGCCACUACUACGCCAACAAGUACAGCUUCUGGCUGACCACCAUCCCCGAGCAGAGCUUCCAGAGCUCGCCCUCGGCCGACACGCUCAAGGCCGGCCUCAUCCGCACGCACAUCAGCCGCUGCCAGGUGUGCAUGAAGAACCUGUGACCCGCCCGGGCCGGGGCCGCCCCGCCGGACCCGCCUCUGCAGGCGGCGUGCAGCCGGAGGGCCACUUUGGUGCUUGUUCUUACCUUAUUACCUCAGUGCCCGCCCAAAGUUGACGUCAUUUUUUUUCUUUAAAAAACACCAAAAAAAUAAAGUUCCCAAAGGAAUUCAGCACCAGCACUGGGACCGCACAGCCCUCGCCGUCCCCAGGUCUCCGACCCCCCAGAACGGACAGCUAGUGACCCUCCCCUCGGGCCGACUAGGCUCUCCCGCACUCAGCGUAGCUCCCUUCUUACUGCACACCUUCAGCCGCCGCUGAUAACCCACUUACUCAACUCACUUAAUGGAGUGGUAUAGACAGAUGAAGCCGUGCAGCCCGAGGGCCCCUGAACCCUCCCACUGUUCCCGCCCGAGGGUCCCCGGGGUGGGGCCCCGCCCUGCUCUCCAAGCCACCACGGUGCCAGCACUGUCUUCUCCCAACACCGGUGACAGGAGGGACCCUCGUUCCCUCAGGAAGGCCGACUGUGCCUUCUCUUUUAAAAGCCUCUGGUGUUUGCCGCCAGCUCGUGUGCUUUCCUCCAGCCACCGGGCUGGGCAAAGACCUUCUUUCUCCGCCUGCUGUCAGCCAAGCAUCGUGUCGGCAGAGCUUGGGGGGACGGGGCGGGGGAUGUGUUCUCCCCCCGCCCAGGCUGUCUGCACUCGGCCCCCGGUUCUCCGUGGCGAAUUGUACUAUGACCACUCCAGCCUCUGUAGCGACCCCGGAAAAUAAAAGUUGGUCUUGAACCUUUUUAUA
This is a messenger RNA of Sus scrofa (pig), 6193 nucleotides long. It is a transcript of the gene COL4A2, whose product is annotated as collagen type IV alpha 2 chain. Gene Ontology annotation, cellular component: collagen type IV trimer. Gene Ontology annotation, molecular function: extracellular matrix structural constituent conferring tensile strength. Lineage: Eukaryota; Metazoa; Chordata; Mammalia; Artiodactyla; Suidae. Gene Ontology annotation, biological process: extracellular matrix organization; collagen-activated tyrosine kinase receptor signaling pathway. The record is from RefSeq and is a predicted model, not a curated record.